AUGUCGACGACCAACCCUCCCAAAGCAUUACUCACCGAUGUAUUCGGUACGGUAGUCGACUGGCGCUCCUCGGUGACCAAGCACCUCACCCUCUCAGCCUCUGAGGCUCUCAACUCCUCUACGCGAUCAAUCCCAUCAACCGUUCGCACGACAGCCGCAUCCGUGUCGUGGGCCGACAUCGCACAAGAAUGGCGCAUAUCGUACUACAACUUCACACUUAGCUACGACCCGUCAAACACACAAAACUUCAAAACCGUGGAUCAACACCACGUCGAAGCCCUCAACAAGCUUCUGGUAGCCCAUGCCCUCGAGGGUCUAUGGACAGACGAAGAGAUCCAGAAGAUAUCCCUGAUCUGGCACUUUCUAGACCCGUGGCCCGACUCAUCCCGCGGACUGGGACUUCUCAACCAGAAAUUUGCAACCGCGACCCUGAGCAACGGCAACACCAGCUUGCUGUCAGACCUGGCGUCGCACAGCUCCCUGCCCUACAAAUACAUCAUCUCCGCCGAGGACUUUGGCGCCUAUAAACCGCACCCGACCGUGUAUCUCGGCGCAUCAGCGAAACUCGGCCUCAAGCCGGAGGAAUGCGCCCUCGUGGCCGCACACCUGGGCGAUUUGCAGGCUGCCAAGGCCGUCGGGUACCAGACGAUUUAUAUCGAUCGGCUGAGGGAGGAGUCGUGGUCAAAAGAGGAGGUGCAGGAGGCGAGGGCUGCGGGCUGGGUCGAUCUGUGGAUCGAUUUGGACCAAGGAGACGGUGGCUUCCUCGAAAUUGCAAAGACCUUUGCUCUGCAAUGA
This is a messenger RNA of Exophiala aquamarina CBS 119918, 795 nucleotides long. RefSeq names its product 2-haloacid dehalogenase. Bases 1 to 795 code for a protein of 264 amino acids. The transcript has a single exon. The record is from RefSeq and is a predicted model, not a curated record. NCBI's taxonomy places the organism in Eukaryota, Fungi, Ascomycota, Eurotiomycetes, Chaetothyriales, Herpotrichiellaceae.